AUCAAUCAUGAUGUGAAACCUCGCCACCAUCUCUUCUCUCUUCUCUCUUCUCUCUCUCUCUUCUUUUGCCCUCUCACUCCACCACCUGGCAAUUUGAAGAACCAAAUUCUCUCUCUCUCUCUCUCUCUCUCUCUCAGUCUUUGAUCGGAAGCCGAAGAUUCAGAUUUGUUCAAUUAUCAGACCGUUAAAUUAAAGACAAGUUUUGUUGGAUGAUUCUGGAUUUUAAACGGAGCAAUGAGUAGACCUCCAGCGGGGAUAGGGAGGCCAUCCUCAGGUAGAAGAAGAUUAAAAGACCUAUUGGUUCAAAGUGAUAAUCGUUCUUGUGCUGAUUGCGGUGCUCCAGACCCCAAGUGGGCGUCAGCCAAUAUUGGGGUGUUUAUAUGCUUAAAAUGUUGUGGUGUACACAGAAGCCUUGGUACCCAUAUCUCGAAGGUGUUGUCUGUGACAUUAGAUGAGUGGUCUGAUGAUGAAAUUGAUGCAAUGAUUGAGGUUGGAGGAAAUGCUUCUGCUAAUUCCAUCUAUGAGGCUUUUAUUCCUCAAGGAUACACUAAACCCGGGCCAGAGUCUGGUCAUGAGGAGCGUGCAAAGUUUAUCAGAUCUAAGUAUGAACUGCAAGAAUUUUUGAAACCUAGCUUGCGGAUCUCGUCAAUUCCUUCCAAUUCCAAGAAGAACUCUCUCAAAGCAAGUUUAUCCAGAAAGAUUAUGGAUACUUUUAGUUCAAGUUCAUCACAGAAAUUGGAAGGCAUGGUGGAAUUUAUUGGAAUGUUGAAGGUCAAAGUAUUAAAAGGCAUAAAUUUAGCAGUCAGAGAUAUGCUGUCAAGUGAUCCUUACGUUGUCCUGACUCUUGGACAGCAGAAAGUCCAAACAGGCAUAAUAAGAAGCAACUUGAAUCCAGUAUGGAAUGAGGAACUCAUGCUUUCUGUUCCUCAGAACUUUGGGCCCGUAAAACUGGAAGUAUAUGAUCACGACACAUUUUCAGCCGAUGAUAUUAUGGGACAAGCUGAGAUCGAUAUCCAACCAAUGAUAACCUCUGCAAUGGCAUUUGGAGAUGCUGGAAUGUUUGGAAACAUGCAGAUUGGGAAAUGGCUGAAAUCAAAUGACAAUGCCCUCAAAGAGGAUAGCACCGUCAACAUAAUCGAUGGCAAGGUGAAACAGGAUGUGUCAUUGAAGCUUCAGAAUGUGGAAUCUGGAGAAUUAGAACUAGAACUAGAGUGGAUUCCUCUUGAGCAAUAGGGAUUUGAGAAUGUGCUUCAUUGAUGAACUCGAGUGGAUUUUCAUCUUGUUAACUGGAAACCAUUUUCGAGGUUUAUUGUUUCUGUGUUUGAUCCCAUUCCUAUGGGUUGUUUAAUAGCUGUUUCUGGUGGGGUUUGACAAGUGCUUUUUUGUUGUUUUAGAAUAUAAAAAAAUUGAUGUAUUUGGUAAUUGUUAAUUUUUUUAUUUUUAUUUUAGUGGGAAAGUUUACAUUUUUAGAAUUUUUAUUUGAAUUUAUCUUUUGUUUUUGGUUUAUUUAGCCAAAGCCAAAAUAAAGCUCAUUGUGAGAAUUCUGAUGUAACGAUUGUUAUGUUCUUUUGGAAAGAUUUAUGAUUGUUUU
Camellia sinensis is the source of this 1591-nucleotide messenger RNA. The record is from RefSeq and is a predicted model, not a curated record. Lineage: Eukaryota; Viridiplantae; Streptophyta; Magnoliopsida; Ericales; Theaceae.